AUUAAACAGAGUUUACCAAACACAAAAUGAUGAAAGAAAUAGAGAAAAUUAAAGGAAAAGAUGUGUCAGGUGAAGGGAGAUCUCAAUCGGAUACGACGCCGCUUCUGGGCAAACAUAAACACAAACACAAACAACAACAUCAUCAUCCAAUUAUCCGGUUCCAUUCCUCUCCCUCCGCAUGUUCCCACAGCAUCUCCUCUCCUUUGUUCCUUGAAAUGGCCGCCGCUAUCUCCUCCUCCUCCUCCCCUACUUCCCGUCGUUCAAUCUUCCUCGGCAUCGACGUCGGCACCGGUAGCGCACGCGCCGGUCUCUUUGAUGAGCAAGGGAAGCUUCUAGGAUCUGCUAGUAGCCCAAUACAAAUAUGGAAAGAAGGUGACUGUAUCGAGCAAUCUUCAACUGAUAUCUGGCAUGCAGUCUGUUCAGCUGUAAAAUCAACAUGUUCACAUGCAAAAGUUGAAGGGGAAGAGGUGAAGGGCAUUGGAUUUGCAGCUACUUGUUCACUUGUGGCUGUGGAUGCAGAUGACUCUCCUGUUACAGUUUCUUGGAGUGGUGAUUCAAGAAGAAAUAUUAUAGUCUGGAUGGACCAUAGGGCUGUUAAACAAGCUGAGAAGAUUAAUUCUCGUAACUCGCCUGUGUUACAAUACUGUGGUGGAUCUGUUUCACCGGAGAUGCAGCCACCAAAGCUUUUAUGGGUGAAAGAAAAUUUGCAAGAGUCUUGGUCAAUGGCUUUUAGGUGGAUGGACUUGAGUGAUUGGUUGUCAUACAGGGCAACAGGAGAUGAUACACGAAGCCUAUGCACCACAGUAUGCAAAUGGACAUAUCUUGGUCAUGCACACAUGCAGCAGAUGAAUGAGAGAGAUUCUCGUGACAUGGAAGCUUGUGGAUGGGAUGAUGAUUUUUGGGAGGAGAUUGACUUAGGUGAUCUUGUUGAGGGCCAUCAUGCUAAGAUCGGACGAAGUGUAGCUUUUCCAGGCCAUGCUUUGGGAUCUGGUCUCACUCCUACUGCUGCAAAGGAACUUGGUCUUGUAGCUGGAACGCCUGUCGGGACAUCACUGAUUGAUGCACAUGCUGGUGGUGUGGGGGUAAUGGAAAGUCUGCCUGAAAAAGAGGACGAUAAUGAAGCUAUAUGCCGUCGUAUGGUGCUGGUCUGUGGCACUUCUACUUGUCAUAUGGCUGUAUCACGGGACAAGCUAUUUAUUCCUGGGGUAUGGGGACCAUUUUGGUCAGCAAUGAUACCUGAGUACUGGCUCACAGAAGGGGGGCAGAGUGCUACUGGUGCAUUAUUGGAUUACAUAAUUGAGAACCAUGUUGCUUCUCCUCAACUUGCAAACCGUGCUGCCUCUCAGAAAACUUCUGUGUUUCUGCUACUGAACAUGAUGUUAGAAUCAAUGAUGCAUGAGAUGCAGUGUCCGUUUAUUUCUGCUUUGACUGAAGAUACACAUGUCCUUCCUGACUUCCAUGGAAAUAGGUCUCCUGUUGCAGAUCCAAAAGCAAAAGGAGUAGUGUUUGGAUUGACUCUGGAUCCUAGUGAACAACAAUUGGCUCGUCUAUACCUUGCCACAGUACAGGGUAUUGCAUAUGGUACACGCCAUAUUGUGGAGCAUUGUAAUGCUAAUGGUCACAAGAUUGAUACAUUGCUUGCAUGCGGUGGCCUCUCAAAAAACCUCCUUUUCAUUCAAGAGCAUGCAGAUAUUAUUGGUUGCCCUAUAAUACUUCCUCGUGAAAGUGAGUCGGUGCUCUUAGGGGCUGCUAUUCUCGGUGCAGUUUCUGCAAAGAAGUAUACUUGUCUUAAUGAGGCUAUGAAAGCACUUAAUGCAGCUGGUCAGGUCAUUCAUCCAUCAACAGACCCAAGGGUGAAGAAGUAUCAUGAUGCUAAAUACCGCAUCUUCCGAGAACUUUAUGAGCAGCAGCUGUCGCAACGUUCGAUUAUGGCUCAAGCUUUGGCAUAGGUAAUGAGGUAUCUGGUGGCAACUUGUGUAUUUCAAUUGGGUGUUUGGUUUUAACAAAAAAAUGAGUUGAAUUUUAAAGAAGUCGGGCGGUGUAUUUACUUGUAAAUAUCUAUAUACAUCUUUGGUUUUGCA
Messenger RNA from Hibiscus syriacus, 2081 nucleotides. RefSeq names its product FGGY carbohydrate kinase domain-containing protein-like. The coding region runs from base 27 to 1949 and encodes 640 amino acids. The record is from RefSeq and is a predicted model, not a curated record. The transcript is spliced from 15 exons. NCBI's taxonomy places the organism in Eukaryota, Viridiplantae, Streptophyta, Magnoliopsida, Malvales, Malvaceae. Gene Ontology annotation, biological process: carbohydrate metabolic process. Gene Ontology annotation, molecular function: kinase activity; phosphotransferase activity, alcohol group as acceptor.